Messenger RNA from Amborella trichopoda, 1355 nucleotides. NCBI's taxonomy places the organism in Eukaryota, Viridiplantae, Streptophyta, Magnoliopsida, Amborellales, Amborellaceae. The record is from RefSeq and is a predicted model, not a curated record.
CGGCUUAGGGCGGGAAAAGGAGAGCGAGACUGGUACAGUGGUUAGGGCGGGCGGGAAAAGGUGAGAGGGAAUGGCGAAGCCAACGGGUGAGGAUAGAGAGAGAAACGAAGGGAAGAGUAAGAAGAGGAAGACAGAGAGAUCACCAUCUCCUCCAACUCUCACCAUCGCUCUACCUGGCUCUAUCAUCCGCAACGCCCAAUCUCUCGAGCUCGCCACCCUAUUGGCUGGUCAGAUAGCACGGGCGGCAGCCAUUUUUAGGAUUGAUGAGGUAGUAGUAUUUGAUGACAAAGAGACAUUAUCCAAGGAUUCUGGUUCAACUUUACCGAAUGGCGAUGAUGAAUAUUCAAGUGGGGCGCCAUUCCUUGUUAAAAUUCUUCAGUAUCUCGAGACACCCCAAUAUUUAAGGCGUAUCCUCUUUCCCAAACAUGGUAGCUUAAAAUACGUGGGUUUGUUGCCCCCUCUUGAUGCUUCUCACCAUGUGAGAAAGCAUGAAUGGUCGGAAUUUAGAGAAGGUAUAACCAUGAAAGCCAAAUCCUCAAUAUCUGCUGGUACAUUAGUUGAUGUUGGCUUAAGCAAGGAAGUCAUGGUCGAGCAAGUUCUCGAACCCGGAUUACGAGUAACUGUAAACAUGGGGAGUGAUCGACGUCUCGAAUCAGAUUGCCUGCUUAAAGUAGUGAGCUCUUCUAAGCCUAGAGAACUUGGACACUACUGGGGUUACAGAGUUCGAUAUGCAUGCAACAUUAGUUCUGCCUUCAAUGAAUGCCCUUAUGAGGGUGGAUAUGAUCAUCGAAUUGGAACCUCAGAGCAUGGUACCAUCAUUGAUUCAUCAGAUCUGACUAUUCCAUCUUUCAGGCAUUUAUUAAUUGCAUUUGGUGGACUUGGUGGUCUUGAAGAGAAUGUUGAGGAGGAUACAAACUGUAAGGUAUUGGUUGUUUCCCCAUCACUGCAUUUUUAUACCUUGUUUCAUGUGAAAAUGACCUAGUUCUAAUGGCUAUGAACUUCUCCUCUCACUUUGGUUCCAAGACCCUCGCACUUGUCCAUCAUCUUAAGAGAAAUGGAGAAGGAAAAGGCUCAACUUUCAUUGCAUUUGACUCCAGGGAAAUAGAUAAUUAAUUGGAUGAAGGAAGACCCUCAGGUGUUGAGGAGGAUAACGCUCUUCCUUCCUGACAAACUAUUCUUGGAUAAACAUUCUUGUGCUGCUAACUUUCUUCCCCAUGGCUGCCUAGUGAAAACAUUUUUUCCGUUGGUUUUAGGUUUGCUCGGAGUUCUUUUAUAGAGAAACAAGUGUCUAUCAGAAAAUAGUCUCUAGGAGAUAGAAAAUCUGUAUGUGUGUGCGCGAGAGAGAGAGAGAGAGA